Aspergillus wentii DTO 134E9 is the source of this 1020-nucleotide messenger RNA. RefSeq lists its product as uncharacterized. Gene Ontology annotation, biological process: heme biosynthetic process. Gene Ontology annotation, molecular function: hydroxymethylbilane synthase activity. NCBI's taxonomy places the organism in Eukaryota, Fungi, Ascomycota, Eurotiomycetes, Eurotiales, Aspergillaceae. Bases 1 to 1020 code for a protein of 339 amino acids. The record is from RefSeq and is a predicted model, not a curated record. Gene Ontology annotation, cellular component: cytoplasm. The transcript is spliced from 2 exons.
AUGGCAUCUGCCCCGCCCACCUACAACGACCCCUCGUCGCGAAAGACGUUCACAAUCGGAACCCGCAGCUCUAAGCUUGCUCUUUUCCAAACAAACCUGGUUGUUUCGGCGCUGAGGGAUACAUGGCCAGAUUAUUCGUUUAAAAUUCACUCGAAGGAAACUGCCGGUGACCUGAACACAACUAUUGCUUUCCGCGAGUUCACUACCAAGAACCUCUGGACUGAGGAAUUAGAGGAGCUUCUGACUGCUGGCCAUGUGGACUUUAUCGUCCACUCUUUGAAAGAUGUGCCAACCGUCCUUCCUGCCUCGUGUACCCUGGGUCCUAUGAUGAAGCGUGAAGAUAGUAGAGACGUUCUCGUUAUGAAGAAAGGCUUGCCAAAUGGGGGUCUUUCUGACCUUCCUGCGGGAUCAGUUGUCGGAACCUCGUCCAUCCGUCGCACUGCUCAGCUCGCUCGGUUAUACCCCCACUUGAAGGUUAUGGACGUGCGUGGAAACAUUGGUACUCGAUUGGCAAAGUUGGAUGCGGAGGAUAGCCCAUAUUCCUGCAUAAUCUUGGCUGCUGCUGGUUUGCUGCGGCUAGAUCUUGGAGACCGCAUCUCCCAAUAUCUCGAUUCGAAGAACGGUGGAAUGCUGUAUGCGGUCGGACAGGGAGCUCUUGGUAUUGAAAUCCGCAAAGAUGACCAGGUUGCCCAUGGGAUGCUGAAAAAUAUUGGCCACGAGGAAACAACUCUGGCUACUUUGGCCGAGCGAAGUUUGCUGCGGACCCUCGAAGGUGGUUGCAGUGCACCGUUGGGAGUCGAGACUGAGUGGAUUCAGGGAUCUGACGGGUCACGCCAAAUUAAGAUGAGAGCUAUUGUUGUCAGCGUGGACGGAAAAGAAAGCGCUGAGGUUGAGAUUGAUGAAAGUAUCAGCUCACCCGAACAGGCAGAGAACUUCGGAAUUACAGUAGCCAAAGCCUUGGUAGAGCAGGGCGCAGGGGCAAUUCUUGAAGCCAUCCAGCAGAAUAAGAAGUCAUCGUGA